Molecule: messenger RNA, 2737 nt
Organism: Fusarium oxysporum Fo47
Lineage: Eukaryota; Fungi; Ascomycota; Sordariomycetes; Hypocreales; Nectriaceae
Exons: 3
Molecular function (GO): protein binding; ADP binding
Source: RefSeq, a predicted model, not a curated record
GUGCCUCGAAAGAGAAUUGGAUUCCGAAGUCGUCCUCCAGGAACAAGUUUCUUUGGACGUUCCUGUGAAGUAGAGAAUCUUCACCGCUUCUUAAACCCUGAAGGAACUACUAGGGAAGGCGUUGUAAUUUGGGGCCUCAGCGGAUAUGGAAAGACUCAACUCGCAAUUCAUUAUAUAGACAAUUAUUGGCCAUCGCAUUUGCCUGUGAUUUGGAUUGACGCGUCGAGUAGGGAGAGCAUCGAAGGGGCUUUCGACGAUGUUGCUACAGAGUUACAGACGUCAGGUAAAGCACCUACUGAUGACGUCAUGCGCUGGCUAUGCCAGGACACGAACAAAUCGUGGCUUCUGGUAUUUGACAGCGUCGAUAUCAACGAAGAUCUCGAUAUCCGUAAAUACUUUCCGAAAUGUAAACACGGCAGGAUCAUAAUUACAACCACUCGGUCUGAUAUACAUUCGCCGCUUAAGUUUCACGGAAUUGGGCUCGAAGGGGUAGAUGAUCUUGCGGGCUCUCAGAUCCUUCUAGGGUAUUUGGCAAGAGUCUUACCAGAUGAAUUCAGGGAUCAAUCCAAGAAAGGUCAAGCGGAAAUUACAGCAAAAGCUAUUUCACGGAAGCUCAAAGGCAUUCCCCUAGCGAUGGAACAGGCUGGUGCAUUCCUGUCAUUGGGCACGGUAGAAAUUCACUACUAUCUCGAACAUUUCAAACAGAAGUACGAGGGAGAUACGUACAAUACUCUGCCAUUGCAGUAUGGCUAUUCCUAUGAGAAAAGGCGCACAAUCUAUGCGGCUCUCGACAUGGUUCACGAGAUUCUUCUGACCCAAAAUCCUGAUUCCGUGAAGCUCCUGAACCUAUCUGUCUUUCUAGGCCCUGGAGAGAUCGAAUUUUCAACGCUUGCCCAUGCGCCUUUGCCAGAAGAAUAUUAUGGUUUUGAGUCAAAUCUAGCUUCGAGUUCAAGAGAUGCUGAACGCAUGCUAAAUAUACCGCUCUGGUUGAUUCGUCUGCGCAAUCAGGCGCGAGAUUUUGGAACUGCGAUUCAGAAACUCGAGCAGGUUUCUCUUAUGAAAAUCAAUCGCCAGGGUAGUCAGAUUAUGAGCUAUGUAGUCCACGAGAUGGUUCGUGGCUGGAUUCUGGGGAAGCUAUCGGACGAAGAAACUUCAGAGUGUGCGGCUACUGCCUUUGCAUUAACUGGAAUGGCCCUUUACGAUGAGUCAGGGAUUUGUUCGACACCAACAAUACGGAGAUAUACGGUUCGUCUUAACGCAAUUCUGAGAGUAGCCUCUUCUAGUAUUCGAAAGGAGACUGUGGAGAUGCCAGAAGGAAAAUAUGCUUCACUCUACGGGUCCGUUGCGUCCGGAUUUGGGAAGUUCUGUCGUAUACAGGGACAGUUGGAGAGAGCAAAAGAGCUGUUGACCACAGCUCUCGAAUACCGUACAUGCUCGGGCAAACCUGUUGAGCGCGACCAUUUGACGGAGGUGGAAGAACUCGCAGCAGUAGAUUGGCGACUUGGGAAUCUCGAGGAGGCUAUUGACAGAUAUGAGUCACUCCUAGAUGACUGCAACCGUCUUUUGGGAGACGAUGACGCAAUGACUCUCAAAGUUGCUAAUUCUCUCCGCGACGUUAGAGAACGGCAAGAUGGAUGGAGACGAUAUCAGGAACGCGCAUAUUCUGGUGCAAGCGGCCCGAAGCGUGAUUACGGCAUUGCUAAUGAGCCGCCACAAGAUCAGGAUAUGGACAAUGAGGAGUGGGAAUUAGUGGCAAGUUAUGAAGAAGCGAGGCAACUUCUUGAUAAGAACGACACCGAAACUUUACAACGAGCCCAGGAGCUAGCAGCCUUUUACCGAAAGUGUUCCAGGCCAGACAAGGAGGGUCCAGUGCGUGAGUACAUAUGGCAAUGUUAUUCGACUGCGCCUGGGCGUGUCCGCAUCGAAUCGUUGCGCAACCUGUGUAAGUGCUACAGAGAGUCUGGGAAAUUCGCAGCUAUUCGAAGUCUGCUUCUGGGAACGGAGGAAUACUCGAUUUUUUCCGCAGCCAUUGAAGGAAAUCUAGAUCUAUGCGAACUGCUCGCCAAACAAACGUUCAAUGUCAACAGAAAGGAUCAUUAUGACUGUUCUUCAAUGCAUUGGGCAGUCGAAGGAGGGCACUUACCAAUGCUUGACUGGCUGUUAGGGAAAGGGGCUGAAGUUAACUCGCGAGAUGAAACAAGAGCAACAGUGCUGCACUGGGCAGCUUCGAAUGGAGACACAAGAACAUCGCAGCUUCUGCUUGAGAGAGGAGCUGAUAUUGAGGCAAAGGACAAUGAUGGAAGGACUACACUGCACUGGGCAGCUUCAUUUGGCCAAGAGGACGUGGUGUCGCUACUGCUUGAGAGAGGAGCUGAUAUUGAGGCAAAGGCCAAUAAUGGAAGGACUGCACUGCACGGGGCAGCUGCAAGUGGACAAAAGGAUGUGGUGCAGGUGCUGGUUGGGAGAGGAGCUGAUAUUGAGGCAAAGGCCAAUGAUGGAUGGACUGCACAUCGCUGGGCAAGAUCGAAUGGGCAUAAGGGUGUGGCGAAGCAGCUGACAUUGACAAAAAACAAACGUUUUAUCCGGGUUUGGCGUUACUACUCUAGUAUUCUAAUCGGUAACGGGGCGCGUUACGGGUUUUAGGCCAAUCAAAACUAUCAAUUUCGACAUGGGCUUCUCAAACUCGUAACGGGCCCCGUUACCAGCCAAGUCGUGUUUGCAAAAACGCGGAACGGGG